Molecule: messenger RNA, 981 nt
Organism: Cinara cedri
Lineage: Eukaryota; Metazoa; Arthropoda; Insecta; Hemiptera; Aphididae
Source: the annotation of a GenBank genome assembly
AUGGUUAGCUACAACCAGCCUCUUCUAAAUACAUCCACCAAUUUAGAUUCUAGCAUCGAUACCACAAUAAAUAAUCUCCCGGAUAAAAUUAUUCACGAGGUUAACUUUCCUGCUGAUAUCGUUCCCUACAACAAACCUCCUCUCAAUACAUCUGCCAAUCAGCAAACUAGUUCCGAUUAUCAUGAAUACAAUAAUCAGAAUCAUUUUGUUAAACAACACAUUUUGUCAACUUUAGAUAGCGCCGAUUACCGCUCCCUCUCUCAACGGUCAAUCGCAAUCAAUCAGCAACCCAUUUUAAAUACCUCACCCGUUCUGCAAGAUCUUCAGGAUACUAAAGAAAACAGGCUGGUGACAUCUUUCCUUGCCUUAAAAACUCUUCCAAUUACUACCCAAGAUAACAAUAAUGGUAAAACCCCUCAACAUGUAACCGUCAAUGCCAAAAUUAGAACUAUGAACGAACCUCCAUUCAAUGUCUCCAUCAAGAACAUCGGUCCUAGUACUAGCAAAACAUAUCUCCUAUCAAAAAUCCCAAUACGAAAAUCCUCUCAAAGUCGUUUAAAAGUUAUUCAAACUCAUUUGCAAUCUACUCCAAGUACCUCCUGUAUCCGGCAACCUCUUCAGGAUACUGCAGAAAAUAAUCUAACAAAUCAAACCCGUGAACAUGAAUAUUUUUCUGUCGAUAUUGUUCCCAUUACUAAUAUGAGUAAAAAUAUGAGUAAAAUCCCAAAAAGUGUGCCUUUAAAUGCCAAAAUUAGUAUCAUGAACGAACCUCCAUCCAAUAUUUCCAUCGAGAAUAUGUGUCUUAUUACUACCAAAGAAUAUCCCCCAUCUGAAAUCCUAAUAUCUAAAUCCCGUCCAAUUCAUACGUACUACAAGUUCACUCUAAAUCUUCGCAGGAAACGUGAACGAUUUAACGAUACAGCCACAUUCAUUGAGCGAUAUUAUCACCGAAUACGGGCAUGGCUUCUACGUAAAUUUUAA